AUGAGCAGCAUUGAUGACAAGGAGAUGGCAGCGUCGGAGCAGCAACGCGUCAUGCGAACUGUAUCUACGACAGUGUCUGUAGUCGCUGCGGUAUUUCUUGGAGGAGGGUUCUACUAUGGCAUGACAAAGCAGAAGAAGGCAAUGGAGGAGGAAGAAAAGAGUUUGAGCAAGACUUUGAGUAGUAAAAAGGAGUUUGUACCGAAAAAUGCGACCUUUUUCGAGCGUAAAUUGGCUCUGGACAGGGCUUUACCACCAGGUACAGCAGCCUCAAAGGCUUUGCUUGGAGUAACACUCGUCUCGGUCACAAGUUGCUGUAUACUGGUGGGCGGAAUUGCUGCUGCUCUUGGAGUGACCAAUUGGAUGGAACUCCGAGAACGCUUGCAGACGUCACGGUCUCAAAAGAAAAUAAUGUCGAAACAACUUGACUUGAAAGGAUUGGGAGAAGCAAAGAAGGAAAUGGUCGAUGCCAUUGCGAGCGAAGUGAAGGAGGAGCAGGCCAAGUCUGCAAUCCCAUAG
This is a messenger RNA of Peronospora farinosa, 516 nucleotides long. The record is from the annotation of a GenBank genome assembly. NCBI's taxonomy places the organism in Eukaryota, Oomycota, Peronosporomycetes, Peronosporales, Peronosporaceae.